Galendromus occidentalis (western predatory mite) is the source of this 3876-nucleotide messenger RNA. RefSeq lists its product as uncharacterized. The record is from RefSeq and is a predicted model, not a curated record. The coding region runs from base 1 to 3876 and encodes 1291 amino acids. The transcript is spliced from 10 exons. Lineage: Eukaryota; Metazoa; Arthropoda; Arachnida; Mesostigmata; Phytoseiidae.
AUGUCGGAGACCGACAUGGUUUUGGAGAUGGUACAAAACCUCGACGACAGCCCUUUGGACUCAUGGAGCGUUAUGGAAAAACUCCGCAGCAAGCUCGAGGGCCGAGACCUCGAUGCUGCUAGCUGCAUGAAAAUGGCCCGGAGCAUCUUGCCCGUCCUCGGCCUUCUGAGAGACCACGAGAACAUAGAUGCAGCAGACUGGGAGAAAGUCCUGUUCGGUAUGCAGUUCUUCGUUGCCAAUCACAUGGAUACGGUCAACUCGAUCGAAGGUCCCGGAAUCGUGUUUGAUUGUCUCGAUGACCUCUACAAGCUCCCGCCCAGAAUACCUGCUGUCAUCGACUUGGUCAGUGAGCUCCAGAAUUCCAUCGUUGACCACUUCGUACGAACUCCGGAGAUCCGACCACCUUCCCAAUGCAGGCAAAUCGCAAAUUAUUGGUUCGAUGCCCUCGUUUACGCAACAAAGGUUUCAAACUUCGAUGUGAAUUCUGCGCAAGUGACCACCUUGUGCCGCUCUAUAGGGGACACCUUCUUCGGAGGAACGAGACUGAAUUCAGCCUUGAAAAAGCUCGCUGACAUCUCCGGUGUGAUUGACGAGUCUCGCUCCGACUUCCCGUACCUCUUCGAUGUCGAGACUGCGGAACUUGUCAAGCGAUACUCGGCCGAGCAUGGGGCUCUCGUGGGAUAUUCGUUCCUCUGGGCCGUCCUGGAAGCCUUCCUACUGCGGAUGGAGAACGAGCCGGACUACCUGUGUAUUCUUAAGCUAUUUGUGCAUCUCUUGCAAGCCAUAGGUGUGCCAAUCAAAUGCAUGGCUACGGCGUCUCUAUUGGAAUAUCCUCAAGCGGAUCUCUCUGAAGAAGAACGCCUGUUCCACGUGGCGAAACUCCUGGGGCUCUAUGUAGCGUCGAACUUGCACCACCCCUCGGUGCUCGUCAGAGCCGAGAGACGUUUCAACGGCAGACUGAUAUUCGUUGACAUCAUCACGUACAUUUUGAAACACGAAGCAAAGGGAAGCAAGACAUGGUACUCGGCGCUCUUGCACCUGGGAGAGAUAUCGCCGUCCAUCAUCACUCCUAAACUCCGUAUGAUCCUGCAGAACGCCUGGCUAGACUGCGUUCCAGAGGAUUGUGAGCUGCAAGACCGACUGAUCCUCUACCUGAUCGACCUCUAUGAUAAGAUGAAUAGAUCAGCUGAUUUCUACAGCAAGUUCCCGGGAGCUGUGAACGACUAUCUGGAAAAUCCGAAGGACGAGCCGCGUCUCUCAGAGGAAGUUGUGCAAGGAAUGCGCAAGAGCUUCGGAAGGCUGGGACCCGAUGACGUGGUCGCCAUCUGGUCGAACUACGUCAGAUACUUCCAGCAGGUCAUUGUGAAGUGGAAGGACAGUGCCGGAGCGCUUUGCGAUACGCCUCAUAUUUUCACUCUGAGGAUAUUCUCGGAAUUCAUCCAGCAUUGUCCCCUAGUCCCGAUGGUCCAACUGACGCAGGAACAAUACGAUAAGAUGGACGCCGCGGUAAACAGUACGCUAGAGCUAACGAAAGUACUCGAGGAAACCAUGGAUGCCCUGCCGGAGAAAACCAAGAAACUCAGACCGCAUUUCUUCAAAAUCUCACAAAAUUUCAUCAAGACGAGCUUCGCGCGAUGCUGCUAUUUCCAGAAUACUUUCCACCGGGCUUUCGAAGAAGCAUCUAUUCGACAGAAGAGCUUGUAUGAGCGAUUCGAGGCGAAUCAGAAAGCUCUGAGGAAAAACAAACGGCUGAAGUUGGACCUCACCUGCUAUUGCGCCAAGUUCUCCGAUAAUCCAAAAGAAGAAUCGAAUCAAUGUCUCCUGUACGUAUGCGAGAACUUCAACUCAGUCGACUGGCAGGUGUUCCUCGUCAAUAAUCGGCACAUUUUAAAAUCCGCCCCCAAGAAACAGCUCGAAGUUCUCAUCAAUCUGCUCUAUCAGUCUGUUCGUGACCAACAAAACGGUGCGAAUCCGAAUCACUGCGCAUACCUCCGGAGUCAGAGCUUCCGUGACUGUCCUCGGCAGGUUUCGAUGUUCGUCAAAUUCGUGGCGCAAGACCUCCUGGCCGAACUCACGGAAUCCGACCGAAGGUUCGGGGAAAUAUUCGACGCAGACAAUCCUAUGGGCGCCCCGGUCAAGUGGUCGGAGGUCAUGGGCCUCCUGAAGAAGCCGAAAGCGGAGAAUCUUCCAAAAUCAUUUCUCCUGAAAUCUACCGACAUGCUGGGUUUCGUCCCGGUACACUCCUUACCCGCCCGGGAUCGUCUGAUGUUCCUCGCGAUCUUCAUCUCGUUCGCAAUAAUCGAACGAGAGCCGACCGAAGAAUUCUUCUCCGUCUGUUUCCGCUAUCUCGAGGAUUGGACGUCCGCCCUCAGUCCAAAAGAACUCGGAGACGACGAAGACAAGCAUCUGGUCCUUACAUCGACUUGUAGACUAGCGGGCCUAUGCUUGGAACGGGUGCUGAGCAUCGAUAACGAGUUGAACAUGAGACGGCCGUCGGUGAAAAAGUGCGUGGAUUUCAUCAGGUACACUUUUUACGUCACGGCCAAGAUCGCGGAUUCGGUGGUUCCAUUCGACGAGAUCAUCGGUGACGAGCCCCUGAAGAAAGAGGCUCAGCUGUGCGCGAUUCUACUCCUCAUCGAGACGACGACUCGCGUUCAUUCCAAGAACAUAUCGCCGGAGGAUGCUGCCCGGAUCAAAUCGAAAUGUCUCUCUCUAGUCACCAAGUAUCUGAGGAGAAACGCUUCUAAACUGGAGAAUUUGAUUUUUGUGUGCAACAAAUUCGCCGAGGUGACCAGUUUCGAGGAAGCGUCGAAACUCCAGUGCUUCCCCGCCGCUCUCGAAGCUGCGACGGAUUCGGUGCGACUGAUAGUCCCGGACGUUGCCGCCUUCCAGUUGCUCCUCAAGGCUUCGGUAUUCGACGAAACAAUCAACACUUUCCAGCUGCUACGCGCGACCUUGGUUGUGGGGAAGGAGUUCCUGGACGAGCUCACCAAGGUUCUGGACGAACCCCUCGCAGAGAAGCUGUGGCCUAUGCUCGAGGAAACCUGGAGUUUCAUGGGGGCUCUCCACUCCGCCCCCCUCUUCGAUUUGACCUGCGCUGACGAAGUUGAAGCGCCCCCUGAUUUCGCGCCGGAUAAGGAAAUCCUCUGCGAUCGCUUCAUGGAAGUCUCCUUAGCUCUGGUGAAAUACCUCAGCAAGCCGAACCUCAUCAAAUUAGUUGUCCAGAUCUAUCGCCUGAUCGCUGCUCAGAACCUUCGCAAUAAUGUCCGCUUGGACCUUUGCUGCUCACUACUCGACGUCAUUGCGAGGAAGCACGCGAGUCCCGACUUGCUGUACACUAUCUUGCUGGCCAUCGGAAGUGUUCCGUUGGAACGGCUAUACGGACUACCGGGAGAUCAAUGGUGCAAGAUCAUCAGCUUAACGUCGGAGAUCUACGGUCGAGCGUUUGCCUAUAGACCCAAUUACACGAAUGGAACCGCAGCAAUCCUGCUCGGUAAGACCGGGAGACUGAUCGAGACCGUUGUGAAACGAUGUGAUAUUCAACAGACAGACGGAAAUAUGUCGGAAAUGGCUGAGAUAAUUCGCGCAAUCGACAGCGUGACGAGAUUACUCGUCGCUCUGCAUCGUCACCGGAAUCGAGAUCACACCAGAUCUGUGGAGCUUGUUGGACCUUUCUUGGUGGCGGCUUAUCUUCGCAGCACUGUGGCUUCUUCAGUUCAUGAGACUUUCCGAGCGGAUCUCAAAGCCAUGGCUCUCCUGGCAUUAGGACUUUGCACGUCGAAGAGUAUCUUCACUCUCAAACUCGAACGACCAAAAGCGGAACAGGAAGUUUUGAGACGACUCAUCGAAGAUUGCAGAUCCAAGAUGAUCCGAUGA